Molecule: messenger RNA, 3505 nt
Organism: Dendroctonus ponderosae (mountain pine beetle)
Lineage: Eukaryota; Metazoa; Arthropoda; Insecta; Coleoptera; Curculionidae
Gene: tam
Product: DNA polymerase subunit gamma-1, mitochondrial
Exons: 5
Coding region: 38-3439 (1133 amino acids)
Biological process (GO): mitochondrial DNA replication
Cellular component (GO): gamma DNA polymerase complex; mitochondrion
Molecular function (GO): DNA-directed DNA polymerase activity; 3'-5' exonuclease activity; DNA binding
Source: RefSeq, a predicted model, not a curated record
UUUCCAAAAAAAUUUUAUAUUAAACCUGUGAUUACCGAUGGCAGCCAGCAAACUGGGUUUGCGGAAAAACCAUCUAUAUCGCCUAACCAAUUGGUUAAUAUCCAAACGACUCUACUACGAAAUACGGCCGCGCUCACAAGUGAAACUGUUCGCCCCAAAUCCCGAUAAAAAAAUCCCCGUUCCGAAAAAGCGUCGAUUCCCUCAAGGCACUGUUUUGGCCGGCCAAACUGUACCGAGACGGAACAAGUUGGGCAUCCAAAUGCUCUCCAAGCCCAUCUACGACCAGGUGUUUUUGGAAGGGUUUAAGGAUGAUUCCAACGAUGAUAUUGUGCGGGCCUGCCGGCAGGAACUGCAGAAACACCAAAUAAAGUGCGAAGACACCGAUCUGCAAGAGGAGGUUGACUUCCAAGUGCCGCCGCUCAAGGGCAAGAACAUUGAGGAGCAUUUUUUGAACAUCGGCAAUGAACACGUGCAGCCUUACAAAGCCCUGCUUGAUCAGCUGUUGAGUGGAAUUCCCAAGCAGCCUGGCACGUGGCUGAUGCAGGAGGGCUGGACGCGAUACGCGAUUGGACAGGAGCCGGAGAAAGUGGCUUUUCCCUGGGAAGAUGCGUUGGUGUUCGACGUGGAAGUGUGCAUGAAAGUGGGCAAAGCCCCAACUCUGGCCACAGCGGUGUCGGACAAGGCCUGGUAUGGCUGGGUGAGCCCUACACUGGUUAAUGGGGCUUAUGCGCCCAACACCGGUUACCAGUAUCAACUACAUAGUCUCAUCCCAUUGGAAAGCACUGAGGUGCAAACUGAAGCCGAUUUAAGCGAAAAUCAGCUGAGGCCUAAGGUGAUUGUAGGACACAACGUGUCCUAUGAUAGAGCCCGAAUUAAGGAGCAAUAUUGGCUAAAACGGACUGGAACGCGGUUUCUAGACACUAUGAGCAUGCACGUGUGUGUGAGUGGACUGACUAGCUACCAAAGGGCCGUCACUAAGUCAGCCAAUUUUACUGAAGACGACGACUCCUGGAAGAACAACUGCUCGCUAAACAACCUGGCGGAUGUACACAAUCUCUACUGCGGAACCAAGUUGAACAAAGAAAUCCGAAAUCUCUUCGUCGAUGGCAAUCUUAUAGAAAUCCAAGAGUCCUUCCAAACCGUGAUGAAGUACUGCGCCGGGGACAUCAAUGCCACUUACGACGUCCUCAAAGCCCUCUACCCGAUGUUCCUCAAGCGCUUUCCUCAUCCAGUAACUCUGGCUGGAAUGCUCGAACUGGGCAGCGCCUAUCUGCCAAUCAACCAACACUGGAAUCGCUACAUCACCGAUGCGGAAUACGCGUUCGAAGACCUGGAGAAAGAGAGCAAAAUCCUGCUAGCCAGACGAUCUGACCAGGCCUGCCAACUCAUGCACGACUCCAAGUACCAGAAGGACCUCUGGCUUUGGGAUGAGGACUGGGAUUCCAAAGAAAUCAAGAUUAAAAUCGCCCCAAAGGGCAAAAGUCAGAAGGAAACGAUCACAACUGAACCCCAGAACAAGGAUGAAAACGAUGAAGUCGAUGAGUUGGCGGAAAAGUUCAAGAAUCUGUGGAAAACGGCGGAACUGUUGCCGAAAGUCAGGCCUUUGCUCCCAGGAUAUCCCAAUUGGUACCGAAAACUAUGCACCAAGCCAGAUUCGUCCCCCAAUUGGGUGCCCGGGCCCCAUUUACUGAGCACUUCAAUGAAAAUCACCCCAAAGUUGCUGUCGCUCACCUGGGAAGGCUACCCGUUGCACUAUCUGCGAGACAAGGGAUGGGGCUUUCUAGUGCCCUUUUCCGACGAUGUGGAUCUGGAGAGGCAACUGCCGCUCAAGGAGCUGCUGGCAAAAUGCCCCCUAUUGACCGACAAAGCUCGCAUCGGGGACAGCAGCCAAGCUAUGUCCGACCUAACCAAAAAUGUCGAUGACUAUUUAAUGAAAAAGGAGUUUUACUCGCGAGUGAAGAAGGACCAAACUGGAGGACUGUAUAAAGGGUCCGGUAUAUGGUGCAAUACAGAAAUCGAGGAGUGCUGCUGGUUCUUCAAGCUGCCCCAUAAGGAUGGCGCCGCUUACAACGUCGGCAAUCCAUUGGCCAAGGAUUUUCUGAACAAAUUCUCCGAGAAUGUAUUGGCUAGCGAUAGCGCCCAUGCUGAAGAGGUGCUCACCAUUGCCAGGAAACUCUCCUAUUGGCGCAACAAUAGAAAUCGCAUUUUGGAACAGAUGAUUGGGUGGCUGCCCGAGGAACAUUUACCGAAGGAAUUACGAAAUGCCGGAAUCACAUUGGGAGCGAUAAUUCCCCAAGUGGUGGUAUGUGGAACGCUAACGCGACGUGCAAUGGAGCCCACAUGGAUGACCGCAUCCAACGCCCACCCUGAAAGAAUCGGCAGCGAGCUGAAAGCGAUGGUUCAGGCCCCGCCUGGCUACAGCAUAGUGGGCGCCGAUGUGGAUUCGCAGGAGCUCUGGAUAGCCAGCCUUCUAGGUGAUGCGGACCAUGCGAAAACGCAUGGCGCAACCCCUUUGGGUUGGAUGACGCUUUCUGGGUCCAAAGAGAAGAAAACCGACAUGCACAGCGUAACAGCGGAAGCGGUGGGCAUUUCCAGAGACCACGCCAAAGUGAUUAACUAUGCGAGAAUUUACGGGGCUGGGCAGCAGUUUGCUGAGCGCCUGCUGCGCCAGUUCAAUCCGGCUAUAAGCGAGUCGGAGGCGCGAAGCAAAGCUCAGAAGAUGUUCACUCUGACCAAGGGCAAAAAAAUAUACUUUCUCAGGCCCGGUUAUGCGCUGGACUUUCCUGAUGUCGCCUACGGCAAGUGGCAAGCAUUUGAGCUGGCCAAGGCCUGCAAAAAAACCGUGGGCCAAAUGUUCCACCAGUCCAAGUGGGUGGGCGGCACUGAAUCGGCGAUGUUCAAUCGUCUGGAGCAAAUCGCCACUAGCGAAGCCCCUGAAACCCCCUUUCUGGGCGGGCGUCUCACCCGAGCCUUGGAACCCACUACUUCAGGCGAAGACCGAUUCAUGACCACCAAAGUAAACUGGGUUGUUCAAUCAGGCGCUGUGGACUUUCUGCACCUGCUGCUCACCUGCAUGAAGUGGAUAAUGGGCGACAAAGUGCGGUUUUGCAUCAGUUUCCACGACGAAGUGCGCUACAUUGUACCGGAUCGCUACAAGUAUCAGGCCGCCCUCGCUUUGCAUGUGGCCAAUUUGUUGACUAGGAGCUUUUGCGCCUACAGGCUGGGCAUCCACGACUUGCCCCAAUCGGUUGCCUUUUUCUCCAGCGUGGAAGUGGAUUCGGUUCUACGAAAAAACUCGGACGACGACAGUCGCACCCCCAGCAAUCCCCAUGGUUUGCAAAGGGGCUACGGCAUCCCCAAUGGGGAGGCUUUGGAUAUUCAUCAGGCCAUCCAAAAGGCCAAGGGCCAGUUUACGUGCUGGUACAACAAAACGCGAUAACUCGUUGUUUUUUCUGGUUUAAUGUUAUUAGAGUUUAAAUAAUAAACGCUGUUUCAUUGAUAAAAA